AUGCCAGUCUACACCACAGACCACUCCAGCUCCGUCCUGAGCACCCACAGCUGGCGCACAGCCAAAAACUCAGCCCCACAUCUCCUCCCCCACAUUAAACCAAACAUGACAAUCCUCGACGUAGGCUGCGGCCCGGGGAGUAUCAGCAUCGACCUCGCAAAACUAGUGCCAGCCGGCCACGUCACAGGAGUGGAAUACGUCUCGGACCCGCUUGAGGGUGCCCGAAAACUCGCGACCGAGGCGGGGGUAUCCAAUAUCACGUUCCAAGUGGGCGAUAUCCACGCCCUCCCCUUUGAAGACUCGAGUUUCGAUAUCGUACAUGCACAUCAGGUUCUGCAACAUAUUGCGGAUCCAGUGCUUGCGCUACGGGAAAUGAGGAGAGUAGUCAAGGUUGGCGGGGUUGUUUCUUGUCGGGAAUCGGCUGGGAUGACGUGGUAUCCGGCUAAUGAGGGGAUAGAGCUUUGGAAAGAGGUUACGGAGAAGAUGGGACGGGCGAAGGGUGGGAAUCCUCAUCCUGGUUCGAUGAUUCAUGUUUGGGCUGGACGGGGUGGAUUUGAGCUUGAGGAUGUGCAACGGAGUGCGGGGACGUGGUUGUUUAGUACGCCUGCGGAGAGGAAUUAUUGGGGUGGAUCAAUGGAAGAGCGGGCGCGCAGCUCGGGAUUCAGUCGGAGCGCUGUUGAAGAAGGGUUUGCGAGUGUGGAGGAGUUGGAAAAGAUCGCGAAUGGGUGGAAGGAAUUUGUAGAGGAGGUUGAUGGGUGGUUUGGGUUGAUGCAUGGAGAGAUCUUGUGUUGGAAGAGGUCAUGA
Penicillium verhagenii is the source of this 804-nucleotide messenger RNA. Its product is annotated as class I SAM-dependent methyltransferase. Lineage: Eukaryota; Fungi; Ascomycota; Eurotiomycetes; Eurotiales; Aspergillaceae. The record is from RefSeq and is a predicted model, not a curated record. Gene Ontology annotation, molecular function: methyltransferase activity. Bases 1 to 804 code for a protein of 267 amino acids. The transcript has a single exon.